UGUCCCAAGUCCAUAUAAUAUAAGAUGGUGCUGCUCAACAUAAACUCCUCUUAAGCCUAGGGUUUAGGUUUUUCCAAAAACCCUUGAAAGGCCACCACUCUCUCCUCUUCGCCGCCAUCGUAUAUCCUUUCGACUCUCUACUGCAAAUCCAGAUUAUAAAAGAUGGUGCAGUACAACUUUAAGAAGAUUACAGUGGUUCCCAAUGGGAAGGACUUUGUCGAUAUCAUCCUGUCACGCACACAGCGUCAAACUCCUACUGUUGUGCACAAAGGUUAUGCUAUCUCUCGUAUACGUCAAUUUUACAUGCGCAAAGUGAAAUAUACGCAGACAAAUUUCUAUGAAAAACUCUCUACCAUUAUUGAUGAGUUCCCCAGGCUUGACGAUAUCCAUCCUUUCUUUGGGGACCUUCUUCAUGUGCUCUACAACAAAGACCAUUACAAGCUUGCCCUUGGCCAAAUUAAUACUGCUAGAAAUUUGAUUUCUAAAGUUGCUAAAGAUUAUGUGAAAUUAUUGAAGUAUGGCGACUCACUCUACCGCUGCAAGUCCCUGAAAGUUGCUGCUCUUGGGCGUAUGUGCACUGUUAUAAAGCGCGUUGGCCCAAGUUUAGCUUAUUUGGAACAGAUUAGGCAGCACAUGGCGAGACUUCCCUCAAUUGAUCCCAAUACUCGAACCAUCUUGAUCUGUGGGUAUCCAAAUGUUGGCAAGAGUUCAUUCAUCAACAAGAUUACGAGAGCAGAUGUGGAUGUGCAGCCUUAUGCCUUCACCACGAAGUCCUUGUUUGUCGGUCAUACUGACUACAAAUAUCUGAGGUAUCAAGUGAUAGAUACUCCAGGGAUCUUGGAUAGGCCAUUUGAGGACCGUAAUAUCAUAGAAAUGUGCAGUAUUACAGCUCUAGCACAUCUGAGGGCCGCUGUGUUAUUUUUCCUUGAUAUUUCUGGGUCUUGUGGCUAUAGCAUUGCGCAACAGGCAGCUCUUUUUCACAGCAUCAAAUCACUUUUUAUGAACAAACCGUUGAUGAUUGUAUGCAACAAAACGGACUUGCAGCCAAUGGAAGGGAUUUCAGAGGAAGAUAAGAAGUUAGUCGCGGAGAUGAAAGAUGAAGCUAUGAAGACAGUGAUAGGUCAAGGUGGCGAGCCGACAGAUGAAGCAGGUGCGCUGUUAACUAUGAGCACUUUGACCGAAGAUGGUGUAAUUGCAGUGAAGAAUGCAGCCUGUGAGAGGUUACUGAAUCAGCGGGUGGAAUUAAAAAUGAAGUCGAAAAAGUUAAAUGACUGCCUGAACCGUUUCCAUGUUGCUAUGCCAAAACCACGUGACCAGAAAGAGAGGCCAGCGUGCAUACCUCAGUCAGUGUUGGAAGCCAGAGCGAAGCAAGCCGAGGCAGAUGUUGAGAAACAGAAAAGGAAGCUUGAGAGAGAUCUGGAGAAUGAGAAUGGAGGUGCUGGUGUUUAUUCUGCGAGCUUGAGGAAACACUAUCUAUUAGCAGAUGAGGAGUGGAAGGAAGAUAUAAUGCCUGAAAUUUUAGAUGGGCACAAUGUUUAUGACUUUGUUGACCCUGAUAUCUUAGAAAGGCUUGAAGAAUUGGAGAGAGAAGAAGGUCUUCGUCAGGAAGGAGGAGGUGAUGACUUUGAGAUGGACGGUGCAGAGCUGACCCCCGAAGAAAAAGCAGCAUUAGCUGAAAUCCGGAAAAAGAAAAGUUUGCUUAUUCAACAACAUAGGAUGAAGAAGAGCACCGCAGAGAGCCGACCCACUGUACCAAGGAAGUUUGACAAAGACAAGGAGUUUACUUCAAAAAGAAUGGGUAGACAGUUAUCUGCUUUAGGAUUGGAUCCAACUCUAGCUAUCAAUCGAGCCCGAAGUAAGUCAAGGGGUCGUAAGCGAGAGAGAUCAGUUGAACGUGGAGAUGGCAAUGGUAAUGAUGCAAUGGAUGUGGAUGAGAUUACUCCCAACAAGAAGCAACGUAGGUCUAGAUCGCUUUCCAUGGGAUCAAGAAGGUCAAUGUCACGACCUCGAAGCGAAUUUGCUCCAGGGGAGGGCUUCAAGGACAAACCGCAGAUGGAGAAGGCUAUAAAGAUGUCUAAGAAAUCUGCUAAUAAGAGGAACAAGGAUGCUCGGCGGGGAGAGUCUGAUAGAGUCAUUCCAACUCUUAAACCAAAACAUCUCUUCUCUGGCAAGCGAUCAACUGGCAAAACUGACAGGCGGUAGUCACCAAGAUGACGUUCUUCAGUCCUGUGGGAUGACCAUGGAAUGGAAUUUGCUGGUGUGUCAUGCUGAAAAUUUUUGGUGGCGGACAGAAAUGCAAAAAAGAGAACCUUUGUUGGAAUGCCAGUUCAACUCAGCUUAUUGUGGACACAUACCGCAGUUAAUUUUGCCGUCUCUGUUAUGCAAUUUUGGAGCUUACCCCUAGUUUUUUUUAUUUUAAGUUUGCAUUUUUCAUAUUGUUUUGAAGUUAUGUUGUGGAAGAAUAUUAGUUUUUCUUAAUGAAAGAUACGAGGAACAUGUCAAGACUGCAACCUGUUGCAGUUUUGUAAUGGCAACGCAAGCAUACAGAUUAAGUAUUUAAAUUUGCUUUUUGAGA
Messenger RNA from Lycium barbarum (goji berry), 2575 nucleotides. RefSeq names its product nucleolar GTP-binding protein 1-like. Gene Ontology annotation, biological process: ribosomal large subunit biogenesis. Bases 163 to 2202 code for a protein of 679 amino acids. Gene Ontology annotation, molecular function: GTP binding; RNA binding; GTPase activity. Gene Ontology annotation, cellular component: nucleolus. NCBI's taxonomy places the organism in Eukaryota, Viridiplantae, Streptophyta, Magnoliopsida, Solanales, Solanaceae. The record is from RefSeq and is a predicted model, not a curated record. The transcript is spliced from 3 exons.